AUGAAACUUAAAUGCUUCCUAGAUGAUAUUUUUAAACACGGAGUCUUAGGUAAAGUUAUAAGUCAUGUACAGGUUAUUGAGUUUCAAAAACGUGGUUUGCCACAUGUACAUAUUUUAUUGCACUUUGUAAAUGAUGAUAAGCUAGAAACAGCAGAGGAUAUUGAUAGUCUAAUAUCAGCUGAAAUUCCAGAUCAAACUGUUGAUCCUGAACUUUUUGAAAUUAUAAAAACAUGUAUGAUUCACGGACCAUGUGGAAUUUUGAAUCCCAAUUCUUCUUGCAUGAAAGAUGGGAUUUGCACAAAAAAGUUUCCUAAAGAAUUUAAUCCUCACACUGUUGCAACUUUCAAUGGCUAUCCUCACUACAGGCGUUUAGAUAAUGGUAGAGUAGUCGUUAUAAAAGGUAACCAAGUUGAUAAUCGAUGGGUUGUACCCUACAACCCUUGGUUAUCUAAAAAAUACCAAGCACAUAUUAAUGUUGAAGCUUGCAUGUCUAUUAAGUCAGUUAAGUAUUUAUAUAAAUAUGUCUAUAAGGGGCAUGAUUGUGCUCAUGUGUUAAUUAAUGAAAGUCUUGACCAUGAUGAAAUUAACACAUAUUUAGAUUGUCGCUUUGUUUCUGCACCAGAGGCUCUUUGGCGAAUAUUUGAGUAUUCCAUAAGUUAUAUGUCACAUACUAUUAUCCGCCUUCAAGUCCACCUUCCUGAUAAUCAGAGGGUAUAUUUUAACGAAGGAGAAGAACGAGUAGCUAUAGAUCGUGCUGCACAGCGUGACACUCACCUAACCGCUUGGUUUAAAUUAAAUGCUGAGAUAAAUGAAGCACGUCAGUAUUCUUAUGUUGAAAUUCCAUAUCACUUUGUUUUUGAUGGUAAAAAUUGCAAGUGGAAAGUAAGACAAAGAGGCAGUGAUAAGGUGAUUGUGCGAAUGUAUAAAGUCAAUCUAACCAGUGAAGUAUUUUUUCUUAGAUUGUUGCUUUUGCAUGUAAAAGGUGCAAUGUCUUUUGAGGAUUUGCGUACUAUUCAUGGCACUGCUUUUAAUACAUUUCGUGAAGCAUGUUAUCGAUUAGGUCUAUUGCAAGAUGACAUUGAAUGGAGAAAUACAUUAACUGAAGCUGUAGCAACUCGAAUGCCUAAACAAAUUAGGCAACUGUUUUCCAUUAUAUUGACUUUAUGUGAACCUGAUGAUCCUUUACACCUUUGGAAUACAUUUAAAGAUUAUAUGAUUGAGGAUUACAUACACCAUUCAAUGCCAGUUGUACUUGCUGAACAGACUGCUCUUCGUCAAAUUGAAUCUAUAAUUAAUCAGAGUGGUAAAACUUUAACUGAUUAUAACUUGCCUACAUUAGAUCAGUUAUUAGAUAAUGUCCUAGAAAAUGAUGAUGGAGAUAUUCAGGUAUUUAUUGAUGAAGCAAAUCGAGUUAGACCAUUAUUAAACGAUAAUUAG
Hydra vulgaris (swiftwater hydra) is the source of this 1437-nucleotide messenger RNA. RefSeq lists its product as uncharacterized. The record is from RefSeq and is a predicted model, not a curated record. Lineage: Eukaryota; Metazoa; Cnidaria; Hydrozoa; Anthoathecata; Hydridae.